Molecule: messenger RNA, 4311 nt
Organism: Neolamprologus brichardi
Lineage: Eukaryota; Metazoa; Chordata; Actinopteri; Cichliformes; Cichlidae
Product: phosphatidylinositol 4,5-bisphosphate 3-kinase catalytic subunit gamma isoform
Biological process (GO): cell migration; phosphatidylinositol 3-kinase/protein kinase B signal transduction; phosphatidylinositol-3-phosphate biosynthetic process
Cellular component (GO): cytoplasm; phosphatidylinositol 3-kinase complex, class IA; phosphatidylinositol 3-kinase complex, class IB
Molecular function (GO): 1-phosphatidylinositol-3-kinase activity; 1-phosphatidylinositol-4-phosphate 3-kinase activity
Source: RefSeq, a predicted model, not a curated record
AUGGAUGCUGCUGUGAAUCGGCCAACCCGUCCACACUCUAUACACAGUGUAAGGAGACUGUCUACCCAAGGCUGCUUUGAGAAUACCCUGAAGUUUAUUUGUGAGUUUAAGCCUGGUGAUGAGGAUCAAGAUAUCAGCAUGGGCUGCGAGCCGAUAUCAGUCACCCUCCCUGCACAGUGUAGUGUCUACCAAUUGAGGCUACGCAUCUGUAUGGAGGCACAGGAGCAAAACUGCCACCCAGACCCUUUUGCAAUAUUGGACCCCGAGAAGUACAGCCUGCUCUAUGCCAGGGGUGGCGACUGGUAUGAAGCCUACGAUGACUGUCAGGUUAUCAGGACAUUAGACAUUCCAUGGUCACAUAAUGACCCUCAUUGCCUAUCAGCACACAUAAUAGUAAAACCGCCUGUGGCAGUUGAUCCAGAGGAGAACGAGAAACAACAGCAGUGCCUGACUAAUCUGAUCGGACAUGACCUGGAGAAAGAAGCAUCUGAUAGACUUGGUGAGCUCACCUUCACCCGUCGGAAACUGGCAUCUGCUAGGAAACAAGAGCUGAAGAAACGGGAUGACAAGUUGUAUGCCACAGAGCCUUGGAUAACACAUACUGCCUUACCAGAAGAACUACAAGAAUGGCGGAACAGAGACUUUCCUGUCACUUUCCACUACAUGAGCAGGAUCAGCUUCAGCAUAAAGGCUGACCUCAGCACAACACCAGAACUUCUUCUUAAAGUUUUUGAAAGGGUGAUGAAUGACCGAGGGAUUAAAUACGAUGGGCCUGACAAUCUCGUGUUGAAAGUUGCAGGCAGGGAGGAGUUUUUAUCUGGAGACUACGCCCUGAACGAUUUCCUCUGGGUGCGACAGUGCCUGAAAACCAACCAAGAGCUUCACCUCUUUGUUGUCCCCGUGUCGCAGCUUCCCUCGGAGGCUGUCAAAUUUGUGGACUGGCCACUUGUUGAUGGUUUUAGUGGCCAGUUCAGUUCCCACAAUGAUCUCAGCCUUAAAGGGAAGGAUUUGGAUGACAUCUUCAUGAUAUCCUUGUGGGACUGCAACAGAAAUUUUAGAGUCAAAUUGCUUGGAUUUGAUAUCCCACAACUUCCAAGCAAAUGUCCUCAGUCUGUUUAUGUUGAAGCAUCCAUUCUCCAUGGUAACAAGGUCCUCUCUUCAGUGUCCUCCAUUCCCAAGCCCUUUUCAGAUGAAGUGCUGUGGAAUGAGUGGCUGGACUUUGAUGUUCUCCUUAGGGAUCUGCCACGUGGAGCUAAGCUGGGUCUCACUAUUAACGAAAGUCCUGGUGACAUGUCUGCAGCAACAAAAGUGCCAUCGCCUUCAAGCAACAAAACAAUAGACUUGCUGAAAGGGAGAGGAAAAGUGCUCUACUUUGUCAACCUACUCCUCAUAGAUCACAGGUCUGUUCUGAGCCAGGGGCCCUACACACUGCACAUGUGGUCACACCCUGGCCUGGAUGAUGAGGCCAUCACCUACCAAGCAGACAAGCUGUCAACUGCUACUAACCCAGACAUAGCUGACUCCAUGGCUAUCAGCUUCCUUUUAGACCGCUACAGCUUUCCUGUGGUUGUCCCAAAUACUGUUACCAACUCUGAAUGUUCCAACUCCAGAGAACGUGAGACUCACGAUUCUCAUGUCCCCCCACCCUUGCCUAUCAAAAGAUAUUCUUUGCCAGCAAACUCACUGACUGACAAUGUAACUCUCAAAUCCCCAACUACAACCAUCAACACCAAAAAGCCAUGCCUCAGAAGGUUUCGGGAGGAGAGUGUCCGUUAUGCCUCUAGUCUACCCCAGUACUUGCGUAAUGUUGACUGGAUGAACCGCAAUUCGGUUGAAGAUGUCCACUGGCUACUGGGAUACUGGCAACCUGAGGAACUGGAUGUAACAGUGGCAUUGGAGCUACUAAGCAUGGAUUUUGCAGAUGAGUUUGUCAGGAGACUGGCAGUGAAGAGACUGGAGAGUCUGUCUAAUGAUGAUGUGCUGAAGUAUUUGCUUCAGCUUGUGCAGAUCCUAAAAGUGGAACCUUACCAUGACAGUUUCCUCGCUCGGUACCUCAUCCAAAGAGCUCUGCGGAGCAAAAGAAUCGGACACUUCUUCUUCUGGUACGUUCGCAGUGAGGUAGCAGGGUGCCCGUAUUUCCGACAGCGCAUGGCUGUGAUUCUGGAGGCCUACCUACUGGGCUGUGGUCAGGCCAUGCUCGACAGCUUCACCCAGCAGGUCCAGGCGGUGGAGGCCCUGCAGGAGGUCGCUGUCAUCAUUAAAAACCUGUACCCUGACAAGACCAACCUUGAUUCUACAACUCCCUUCCGGCUUCAGGAGCUUCUUAGAGACAGUAACCUACCAAAUGAAUUCUUGCUGCCCUUUGACCCUCGCAUUAAAUGUGGAAGGAUCCUGCUCGAUAAAUGCAAAGUAAUGGCCUCAAAGAAGAAGCCUCUGUGGCUGGAGUUCUCUCCCAUGCCAUCGCCUACCUCCGCCACACCUGUUGGAAUAAUCUUCAAAGAGGGGGAUGACCUCAGACAGGACAUGCUGGUCAUUCAGGCACUGGUGCUGAUGGACUCCAUCUGGAAGGAGAAAUCCCUGGACCUCAAUCUUGUUCCAUAUGGCUGCAUCUCCACUGGACACAACAUAGGUAUGAUUGAGAUUGUGAGGAAUGCAACAACGAUCGCUGCGGUCCAGAGGAGCCAAGGAGGAGCAACUGGAGCCUUCAAAAACAAUGCUCUGUUUGAGUGGCUCAAGUCCAAGUGUCCACUACAGGAAAUUCACUUCAAGAACGUGGAUAGAUUUGUGAAUUCCUGUGCUGGUUACUGUGUGGCCACAUAUGUACUGGGUAUAGGCGAUCGACACAAUGACAACAUCAUGAUCAGAGAAGACGGGAACUUGUUUCACAUUGACUUCGGACACAUCCUGGGUAACAGGAAGUACUUUCUUGGCGUGAAAAGGGAGCGAGCACCUUUCGUCCUCACACCUGACUUCCUGUAUGUCAUGGGCAGGGUCGAUGGUCGCAACAGCCUCUACUUUCAGCGUUUUAGGGACACCUGCACAGAAGCAUACCUCUCCCUGCGCUCCCACUCUCGUCUGUUGGUGACUCUUUUCUCGCUCAUGCUGCUCACGGGCAUCCCAGAGCUGAGCGCUGCAGAGGAUAUGCGCUACUUGCGGGUGGCGCUCCAGGAGGAGCAGAAUGAGGCAGAUGCCAGGGAGCACUUUCUCCAACAGAUCUCUGAGUGUGAGAAGCUAGGCUGGACUGUGCAGGCCAACUUCUGGAUCCACAUGAUGGGAGGCAUCAAGUAGAUUAAUGCAUUUUGCUCUGCCUUAAAAAUAAGUGAACGUUUUUCUGUGGAAGCUUUUUAGUUUUACAGGUGUAUUUUUUAUAUUUAUGUAAUAUCACUGAUCCUUGGGCUGUUUUUACAGGAAGUAAGGGGGUGGGAAACUGUUGUGCAUAAACAAUGGAUAUCUGUCAUAAUUACAGUGUAAAUACUUAGAAUCUGCUGUUUAUUGUAAAUUGUAACAUCUGUAGAAGGGUUAUAAUUCUCAUAUAAUACUCAAAUAAAAACUAGGCUCUAAAAAAAAGAAAAACUGAAAGGAUAUGGUGUACUUAGAAAUAUGACCACCAAUAAAAUAAAAAUACAGUUUAGUUUUAGUCUAUGUCAGUUUGGUACACAUGUUUAUUAAGACUAGAGACAAACUGAUUUUUAAAACCAGUACCAAUACCAUUAUUUUGUGAUUUAAAAACCCAAUAUGUCGGCAGAUUUUUUUUUGUUAUGUGGAUUUAUAUAUAUGACCCUUUACUGUAAUGAUAAUGCAGUUAAAAAUUAAUUUUGUUUUAAUGUCAUAACAAGUCAUGGAUUACUUGUUAACUCUAGUUUUUUUCUCUUUUGAUUUGUCGUGUAUCAAACACAUGUUGCCAAGGAAAGUUUCACAAGGCGAACGGAUAGGCAAACUAUGCAACAUCAGCACUCAUAACAUAGCUGAAGAGCCAGUGAUUAUAAAUGCAGAUGUCAAUAUAUUGGCAAAUAACUAAUCAAUAUCAGCCAGGCUCUAGUUGAGACUACAUGUUGGUGAGUCAUAGAGUGGUGUGUUUGUAUUGUAAUCCCUAUUCUGACAAAAAGUUUAUGCUGUGAUGUAGUGCAUGUGGUGCUCAUGCUGUACUUUGCCCCCCCUUUGAUUGUCUGCCCCACUAUCAUUUAUUCCAGAUUGAUUGCGUUUGUGUUAAUACUCCAUCCUUUUCUCCUGUCCUAGAUUCCUGUUCUGUUUGUACCAAACUUUUGAUGUUACUUUUAAAGUUUUGUCACAAUAAAAAAAAUUAAGAAUAAA